Messenger RNA from Opisthorchis viverrini, 1095 nucleotides. RefSeq lists its product as hypothetical. Gene Ontology annotation, molecular function: proton-transporting ATP synthase activity, rotational mechanism. Gene Ontology annotation, biological process: proton motive force-driven ATP synthesis. Lineage: Eukaryota; Metazoa; Platyhelminthes; Trematoda; Opisthorchiida; Opisthorchiidae. The transcript is spliced from 5 exons. The record is from RefSeq and is a predicted model, not a curated record. Bases 88 to 1095 code for a protein of 335 amino acids.
GAGAAAGUCCGAUUCGGGAGGCUUGGGCAAAAUUAUUGAUCUCGUGUAUCAACCCUUGAGUCCAUGAAACUGUGGGUCUACUGAUUGAUGGCGUCGACCAAUCAAAUGUCGGGGAUUUUCUCCAGUCGUCAGGUAUUUUGGGUUCGUUGCUCUCUCGGGAUGCCUCCCUCUCUCUCGUCUCCACGAUGCCUGUUGCCUCUCCUGGGACAACAAUCAUGCGGCAUGGCCACCCUCAAGGAUAUCGCAGUCCGUUUGCGCUCAGUGAAGAACAUACAGAAGAUCACCGCGUCGAUGAAAAUGGUUUCUACCUCGAAGUUCGCUAGAGCUGAGCGAGAACUUCGAGUAGCCCGACCCUAUGGCAACGGCGCCAAAGCUUUUUACGACUGUACUGAUCUGGGUUCGACGGAGGUCGAGGCCAAACCCAACACAUUAUUGGUGGCUAUCACUUCGGACAGGGGUCUCUGUGGUGCUGCCAAUAGUAGCAUUGUAAAGACCAUUCGAAAUAUGUUGCUUGCGAACCCCGAGCUCAACAAAAAUACCAAACUUGUUUUGGUCGGUGACAAAUCGCGCGCCCAGCUUCUAAGGCAGUUUCGAGAUAUUUUUCUGAUGUCCUUUAGCGAUGUCGGCAAGAAGGCGCCCACUUUUGAAGAUGCCUCCGAGAUAGCGGAAUCCAUACUACAAAGUGAUUACAAGUUUGAUCGGGCAGUAAUGUACUACAACACAUUUAAGUGGGUUAAUUUCGUUUGGUUUUUACCUAUAUGUAGAACUGUUGUGACCUACAUAACAACCCCUCAACCAAUACUGAGUCUUGAGGAGGUUGUAGCUGCCCCGAAAUUUUCUUUGUAUGAUUCAGUUGAUGAAGAAGUGCUGAAAUGCUACAAUGAGUACACACUAGCCUCAUUGAUAUUCUUCGCCCUUAAAGAAGCAUCUACGAGUGAGCAAUCUGCUCGCAUGACAGCUAUGGAUUCUGCCACAAAAAAUGCAGGCAAGUGCGGUGAAAUGAUCGAUAAGCUGACGCUCAGCUUCAAUCGCACGCGACAGGCCGCUAUCACACGUGAACUGACGGAGAUCAUAUCAGGAGCUGCAGCAGUUUGA